AAACGAAGAAGACCAGUCAGGAGCUGCUGAGGUUAAUGUUUCUACUUACACAAUGACAAACGAGCGAUAAAAUAGUCUCGUAAAAGCUCAUUAGCAGGUAUUGGACAGCAGGUAACGUUAAAGCAUACCGUGACCGUCAUAUCCGAUCAUGAGUGUCCCGUGUUUUCUGAAAACUUUUAUCAGAAGUUUCACCGGUGUAUCGGCAGUGUUCAGACCAGCGGUAUUAUGUUCAUGUAAAGGGAUCGAAACACGGAAAAUGUCGUCAAAGAGACAGACUGACCAUCUAGAGAGAACUGCUAGUGUUUACAGACAAAUGGAACUUUUCUCUGCACGUGUUUGUGACAUUGUGAAUGAAUCGGAUACAGUAAAGAGAUUGAGAUUAGAGGUGCCACAUCCUGACUUUAAAUUCCGUGCUGGACAAUGGGUGGAUUUCUUCAUCCCAGGUGUAGAUACGGUAGGCGGCUUCUCCAUUUGCUCCAGUCCCGGCCUGCUACAGAGAGAGGGAAUUAUCGAGCUUGCUGUUAAAUACACACGCCACCCUCCAGCACACUGGAUUCAUACACAAUGCUCGGUGGACUCUGAAGUAGCUGUGAGAGUUGGAGGUAAUUUCUGCUUUGACCCUCAACCCUCUGAUCCCGUGCUUGACCUGCUGCUGGUAGCCGGUGGUGUUGGAAUCAACCCUCUGUACUCCAUCCUGCUGCACACAGCUGAUCUGCUCCGACACUCUUCUCCCGGUCAUGCGUACAGACCCGGUCGCACACAUCUUUGCUAUAGUGCUAAAAACACGAAGGAUCUUCUUUUUAAGAACACCAUCGUUGACAUCUGUCACGAGCUCUCGGAGAAGAUCUCCUGCAACUUUCACGAAACUCAGCAAAGCUCUGAUAUAGAGCAGGAAAUUCAACCUUACACCAUCAGUGGAAGGAUAUCAGAAGAGGUGCUACGGCCUCACGUAGACCCCAAACGUACGAUGUGUUAUCUUUGUGGUCCUCCUCCCAUGAUAGAGAAAGUGAGUGCAGACCUGCAGAGGCUCGGGCUAUCGGAGGACAAAAUCCUUUUCGAGAAAUGGUGGUAACCCCACCCCUUCAUUGCCUCAAACUCGGACGGAUGGCUGCAUUUGUGCAUUAUGGAAACCGAAUGUAAUGGUAAUGGAGCAGUAAUGCAUUUGAGUUCAAUUGGAACGCACAACAGACGUUUUGUCUGCAUUCUCCAGGACUUUAUUACUCUACCGAUUUCCAUAUUUUCGUAUUUAACCAUUCAUUCUCUAGACUGCAUUCCUGAAUGAAGAUGGGCUGUACGUUAGGUUUAAACUUUCUGAUGUGAGGUUACUUGAACUGUUUCUGUUUUACAUCAUUGUAAUAAUGGACUCCACAAAUUGACCGUAACCAGUGCUGAAAUGCUCUACAUUAUAGUUCAUUUGCUGGUUAACUCUCCAUAGGAGUCUAGGAGUAUUGCACACGUAGAUUGCACUAGGUUUUUAGAGAUCUAUGUACAAUUGUAUAUGUUGUUUGCAAUGAAAUUUUAAUAUACAUAUUUAUUAUACAUUUUAAUAUUCAAAACUGUGUAGUGAGAUCAUUUUGGGCCUUAAAGUGAUAGUUCACCCAAAAAUGAAAAUUCUUUCAGCAUUUACUCACCCUUUUGUAAUUUCAUACAUGUGUGACUUUCUUUCUUCUGCAGAACACAGAAGAUAUUUUGAAGAAUGUUGGUAAUGCGCCGGCACCCAUUAACUUCUAUUGUAUGGACACAAAACCAAUACAUGUCAAUGGUUGCCGUUUAACAACAUUCUUUUUGUGUUCUGUGGAAGAAAGAAAGUCAUACAGGUUUGAAAUGACAAGAGGGUGUGUAAAUGAUGACAGAAUUUUCAUUUUUGGGUGAACUAUCACUUUAAGGUACUUAUCAUAUACGUAAAGAGAACUGCAAGCUGUUGAUGUUAAGUCAUGUGCCUUUAAUUGUCAUCAGAAAGCCAUUAUUUGUCAUUUCUAUUUACACCAUAAACACAGACCUUCACUAUAACUGUUACUUCACAAAGUCAGAUUUCAAUACAGCGGUUUAAACUGUGCAUUACAAUAAAAAAGCUCAUGGAUAUUGUUGGUAAUAAAUUGGACUGAUGAAAACAAAAUAUACUG
Triplophysa rosa is the source of this 2123-nucleotide messenger RNA. It is a transcript of the gene oxnad1, whose product is annotated as oxidoreductase NAD-binding domain containing 1. The coding region runs from base 149 to 1072 and encodes 307 amino acids. Gene Ontology annotation, molecular function: oxidoreductase activity. Lineage: Eukaryota; Metazoa; Chordata; Actinopteri; Cypriniformes; Nemacheilidae. The record is from RefSeq and is a predicted model, not a curated record. The transcript is spliced from 8 exons. Gene Ontology annotation, cellular component: mitochondrion.